Messenger RNA from Brettanomyces nanus, 1206 nucleotides. RefSeq lists its product as uncharacterized. The transcript has a single exon. Gene Ontology annotation, cellular component: cytoplasm. The record is from RefSeq and is a predicted model, not a curated record. Bases 1 to 1206 code for a protein of 401 amino acids. NCBI's taxonomy places the organism in Eukaryota, Fungi, Ascomycota, Pichiomycetes, Pichiales, Pichiaceae.
AUGAGUCAAAAAGAACUGAUACCAGAACUUAUAUCAGAUGAAGACGAAGAAAUCAGAUACGUUGAGGAAGUGCCCAAGAUUCAACAGCCUAGUAAGCGGAGAGGAUUGAGGGAAGAGAAGGUAGACAAGAAGGUUCCCGUUACUAUACUAACGGGAUAUCUUGGAUCUGGAAAAUCCACAUUACUAGAGAAGAUAGCUGCUCGGGGAGAUAAGAAGCUAGCCGUUAUUUUGAAUGAAUUCGGUGAUUCUGUGGAAAUAGAGAAGUCACUCACUAUAAGGGACAAGGACAACGAUAAAGUAGAGGAAUGGCUUGACCUCGGAAAUGGAUGUCUAUGUUGCUCUGUUAAGAACAACGGAGUAGCUGCUAUUGAAAGAUUAGUAGCCAAUAGGACUGGGUUUGACCAUAUCUUGCUAGAGACUACUGGGCUUGCUGAUCCGGCACCUAUUGCUACAAUGUUUUGGUUAGACGAUGCACUAUCAUCCAACGUUUACAUUGAUGGAGUUGUGACCGUUCUUGAUUCUGACGGUAUUGAAAAAUGGCUUGAUGAUGCCCAUAAUGACCAUCAUAUGGAAGAACAGAUCCAGCAGCAUCAUGCAAAGCUAGGUAAAGGACUUACUAUUGCACAUUUGCAGAUAGCUCUGGCAGAUGCCAUUUUACUUAAUAAGUUUGAUAAGGUGGAGAAUGAUCCAAAACGAGUCGGGCGCAUCAAGAAACGGGUUCAAGGAAUCAACUCCGUGGCACCUAUCUACGAUACCAAAUACGGGGAUAUAGAUUUAGACAAGAUAUUGGGACUACAUGCAUACGAAACCAAAAAUAUAGAGGAAUUGAUCAAGAAUACGACGGAUUACCAUGAUCAUUCUAUGACCAGUAUCACUUUGAACUUUCCUAAGCUGAAAGACCAAGAGGAGUUUGAUAAAUUUGAACAUUAUCUUCAAAAUGUUCUAUGGAAGGAAGAUGGAGGCGAUGCUGCAGACGCUGAUGAUGUAAUGGAAAUUCAUAGAACAAAGGGACUUAUUUUCAUCGGAGAUGACGAUUAUAAAGUGAUUCAAGGAGUCAGAAAGACCUACGAUAUAUUGGAUGGAGUUAAGCCGGUAGCCGAAUUGGGAUUGGAUACCAGCAGACUUGUUUUGAUUGGUAGAAACAUCGAUCUCGCCAAUAUGAAGCAGAACUUCCACGCAAUCACUGGGAUCAUCGCUUACGAUUAA